UUUCUCUUUGUUGUUUGUUCGUACGAAGUCGGGCAGAAUGCCAUAAAGCCAGAGGCUGCGGCGAGCAAGCAAACUGUGACACUUUGGGCGGGUCAUUGCACUUUGAAGAUGGCGGUUCCACCGGCCAAGCGCGAGUCCACCGACCUCAAUGCCUUCUUCUCACUCUAUUCCAACUAUAUAUGGAACCGAAUCUCCGCUUUCUUUCCCUCUCCCUCGAAUUUUCUCGGCAAAAUUCCGAAUCCCUACCGCCGCACCGCUCCCGAUCGAUCACGCCGACGCAAGCCCCAUCUCCCUCUUCCGUUGCCUUCCAUUUCACUCGACUCGUCUCUGGACACAUCUGAGGCUUCUGGAAUUUUUUAUGUUCUGGAAGAUAUCUUGGAGCAUAUAUUUUCAGAUUUGCAUAGCAUCCAGAAGAACUUACAUUUUUGGCAAUCUAAAGCAGAGGAAUCAAAUGCUCGGAAAGUGUACUUCAUGAUUUUUGAGAGGGGACCUAGGGCUUUUGUCAAGGGGACAGCCCAGCUGAUUCGCGAAUCUAUUGCUGAAGGUUUUGGCAUGCAACAUCUCUCGCUUUCUGCUUCUGCUCUUAUAGCUGAGAGGAUAUCUGUCCUAACUAGCUUAAGAUAUUACCUAGCUACUUUUCUGGCACAGGUGUACAUAGAGGUUGACAGAUUUGCAGAGGAAUUAGUAAAGGAUCCUGAGAAGUCAUUACCCUUUUUGCUUGUCACUAUUAAUGAUCUUUUUUCCAAAUUGGAAGCAUCUAUUAGCCAUCUUCAUGCAAUACACCAGAGUGAUUCUUCCACUGAUGAAAGCCACAUUUCCCCUCUAAUCUUUGAGAAACUGCCAGGAGUUGGCCAGGAAGAUUCUCAAUUGUCAGAUUGUGAGAUUAGAAAUGCUAUUGAUUUAAUUUAUCAAAAUCUACACAAACUGGAUUCUUACUUAACACAUCUUGUUGCCAAACACCGGAAGCCAAGGAAAGUGACUUUAAAUUGGAUGCGUUAUACAUGUGGGGUUGUUGGCAUUUCAGUCUGUUCAAUAUGGCUCCUAAAGCAUAGCAGAUUGAUGGGAAGUUCUGACAUUGAUAGAUGGAUCCGUGAAGCCAAGGACUCAACUAUUAACUUUUGGAAUGGCCACGUAGAGCAACCGCUUCUGUCAAUAAGAGAUGAAAUUUUUGAGACAUUCAGAAGGAGGCACAAAGGUGUGAUGGAGCUUGAAGAAGUGCAGUUAACUGCCAACUCUCUGCACAGAAUGUUGUUGGCUUUCAGUGAGCAGACAAAAGGUCAAAAGUUUCCUGAGAAUGCAUCAGACCAGGAAAUGCUUGAAAUAGUUAUGGCCAGGUAUGAGAAGGAACUUAUGCAUCCAAUUCAGAGUCUUGUUGGGGGAGAGCUUGCUCGUGCUUUGCUUAUCCAGGUUCAGAAGCUAAAACUGGAUAUUGAGACGGCAAUGCUUGAACUAAACCAGAUUCUCAGGGCCAACGAGAUCAAUUUUGCUAUCCUUGCUGCUUUACCUGCAUUUUUUCUCUCCCUUCUUCUGCUCAUGCUGGUUCGUGCCUGGUUAAAACAGGAUACUAGAGCAGAAGGUAGGGGAAGGAUUGCUAGACUCCAAAGACGACUUCUAAUUGCGGAGGUUGAGAGAAGGAUUAUGCAGUUCCAAAUUUGCUUAGAUCAAGGACUGGAAAAGGACGCUGAAUGCAUGUAUGGAUUGGUUUUGUACAGUCUUGACCGCCUAUGUGGUGCUGUGGAGAGGCAUGCCAAGGGAACUGGGGAAUGGCUAUGCUUGAGACAGGAUAUUGUGGAUCUGGGGAAGCCUGGUCUUCAAACUGCGUACAAGCUCACCAUCACGUCUCGCAUGGAACGGCUCUACGAUAGCCUGCUUCCUUCCUCCAGGCGCCGGUAGAUCGUUUUUUUCCCUUCCCAGGUUUGCGCGAUCCAUCAGAAGCACAAAAUACCUUUUCCAUAUCCGAGUGAGUGAUUCUUGGCAGAGAGGGUUUUUGUUUAUUGUUUACAUAUUGCAUGUAUGAAAAAAUUUUGGUUGGUUCCGUUCCAGAGGUAAACAAUUCGAACCAUCCAUCUGGAAGGACUGUUUUAUUUCAUGGACACUAAAAUUGGUACUCGAUGUCACAUACAUUAUUUUUAGCAAAAAAAUCGCAUAUCAAUAGAUGUUCUAUAAAGAUAGUUUCGAUUUA
Molecule: messenger RNA, 2182 nt
Organism: Diospyros lotus (date-plum)
Lineage: Eukaryota; Viridiplantae; Streptophyta; Magnoliopsida; Ericales; Ebenaceae
Product: protein DGS1, mitochondrial
Exons: 14
Coding region: 109-1893 (594 amino acids)
Cellular component (GO): mitochondrial outer membrane
Source: RefSeq, a predicted model, not a curated record